This is a messenger RNA of Teleopsis dalmanni, 2634 nucleotides long. RefSeq lists its product as uncharacterized. The record is from RefSeq and is a predicted model, not a curated record. The transcript is spliced from 2 exons. Bases 1 to 2634 code for a protein of 877 amino acids. Gene Ontology annotation, molecular function: nucleic acid binding. Gene Ontology annotation, biological process: DNA integration. NCBI's taxonomy places the organism in Eukaryota, Metazoa, Arthropoda, Insecta, Diptera, Diopsidae.
AUGAGAGAAUAUGAACAAUUAGGUCAUAUGGUAAAAACUAAAGACCAAAAUAAAGGAUUAUAUUACAUGCCACAUCAAGCAGUAAUCAGAGAGGAAAGUUUAACGACGAAAUUACGAGAAGUAUUUGAUGCGUCCGCCAAAACAUCUAAUGGAAAAAGUCUUAAUAACAUAAUGAUGACAGGUCCACGAUUGCAAAAAGAUAUUUUUGAUAUUAUAUUAAAAUGGAGGUUAUGGAGAUUCGUAGUAACAGCAGAUGUAGAAAAGAUGUUUAGACAAAUAAAAAUAACGAAAGAACAUCAAGAUUAUCAGCGAAUUCUCUGGAGAGAGAAUCAAACAGAUAAAAUAGAAGAGUUUAAACUAACUACAGUCACAUAUGGAACAGCUUCAGCUCCAUUUUUAGCAGUCCGAACACUACAGCAAAUUGCAGGAGAUUAUGAAGGAAAUGUUAAUAUUAAAAAUACGAUUAAAAAUGAUUUUUACAUGGACGAUUUACUAACUGGUGCCGAUACAACGUCAGAUUGUAAAGAUAAAAUUAAUAAAAUUUUUAAUUGUUUAAACAGUGCAGGCUUUAAAUUACGGAAAUGGAUGUCUAAUGAUCAGUCAAUUUUGGAAAAUUUACCUAUUGAAGUCAGCAAUAAAAUACUUAACAUAAAAGAAGACGAUUCAAUAAAAACACUAGGAUUAAAAUGGAAUCCAAGAGAAGAUGAAUUUCAAUUCUCAAUAAACAUCUUAACAAAUGAUAGAAUAACAAAAAGAAUGGUGUUAUCAGUAUACGCAAAGAUUUUUGAUCCAUUAGGAUGGCUAACUCCAGUUACAAUUACUGCAAAAUUAUUUAUACAAAAACUGUGGCAACUAAAGUAUGACUGGGAUGAAAUUCUAGAUGAACAAAUUCAUAAAGAAUACGAGAAAAAUAAUAAAAAUAUACAAAUAAUUGAACAAACUCGGAUUCCAAGAUGGAUGGAAGUAUCAAGUUCGGACAAUUGGGAACUUCACGGGUUUUCAGAUGCUUCUGAAGCAGCCUAUGAUGCAGCAAUAUAUAUUAAAAUAGGUUCAAAAAUAAACUUAUUGACAGCUAAAAGCAAAGUAGCCCCAAUAAAAAAUAAAAAAACUAUUCCCAAAUUAGAAUUAUGCGGAGCUCAUUUACUAGCAAAAUUAAUGAAUAAAAUAAUUAAAAUAUUAGGCAAUAAUCCAGAGGUCUAUUGUUGGAGCGAUUCUGCGAUUACUUUAUGGUGGAUAAAAGAACCAAGAAACAAAGAAAGAUUCAUAAGAACACGAGCGACAGAAAUUAAAAUUUUAAUUCCGAGUGCAGAAUGGCGUCACAUAAGAACAAAAGAAAAUCCUGCCGAUAUAGCAUCAAGAGGCAUAUGUGCAUCCAAAUUAAUAAAUAAUACUCUCUGGUGGCAUGGACCGACAUGGCUAGCAAAUCCUAAAGAGGAAUGGCCAAAAGAUGACCAAAUAGAUGGUUCUGCAGUCAUCAUAACAACAUUAAACACAAAUCAUAUAUCAAAAGAAGAACUUGAUACAGCAAGAAAUGAGAUAAUUCGACAACAUCAAUUAACGCAUUUUGCCGCUGAAAUAUCCAGCAUUAAUCAAGGCAAAGAAAUUAACAGGAUUAGCAAACUAAUUCAUUUACGACCAUUUAUAGAUAAAAAUGGCUUAUUAAGAGUUGGAGGCAGGCUACAAAACGCAACUAUUAAAUAUAACCAAAUGCAUCCAAUUAUUCUACAUAGAGAUCAAUAUGCAGAAUUAAUAAUAUAUCAAGCGCAUCAAUCAACAUUACACGGAGGACAAAAUUUAAUGGAAGCACACAUAAAGCAACAAUAUUGGAUUUUAGGAGUAAGAAAAGGUAUAAAAAAAAUAUGCAACAAUUGCACAAAAUGCAUUAGAUACAGCCAAAACUUUGGAAAACAAAUAAUGGGAUAUAUGCCAAGCCACAGAAUAAAUGUAUCCCAUCCUUUCGAACACACAGGGAUUGACUAUGCCGGACCCAUAUAUAUGAAGUGCUCAAAAGGUCGUGGUCAAAAAUCAUUCAAAGGCUAUAUUUCAGUAUUUAUAUGCAUGUCUACUAAAGCAAUUCAUUUAGAAGCAGUAAGCGAUUUAUCAACAGAAGCAUUCAUGGCUGCAUUAAAAAGAUUCUUUUCGAGACGUGGGAAAAGUGCACAUCUAUAUUCAGAUAAUGGUACUAAUUUUAUUGGUGCAUUAAAAAGACUAGACAAAGAAUUUGGAAAUGCAAUCAAAAAUAAUACAUCAAUAGUUCAAAUUCUCGCAACUGAAAAAAUAGAAUGGCAUUUUAUUCCGCCGGCAAGCCCGCACUUCGGCGGUAUUUGGGAAGCAGCAGUAAAAUCUACAAAAUACCAUUUAAAACGAGUAAUAGGUGAGACAAAGCUUACGUUUGAAGAAAUGACAACAUUUUUAUAUCAGACAGAGGCAGUUUUAAACUCAAGACCACUCUGCUAUGUAAACAGCGGAAUUGAUAGCAUUGAUGUUUUGACACCAGGACAUUUUCUAAUUGGGCGACCACUAUUAAACGAACCAGAAGCAGAAAUCAAAGAAAAAAUAAAUCUAGUAAACCGCUGGGAACUAUUACAGAAAAUGAAAUCAGAUUUUUGGAAGAAGUGGAAAAAGAAUAUGUGA